Medioppia subpectinata is the source of this 1072-nucleotide messenger RNA. NCBI's taxonomy places the organism in Eukaryota, Metazoa, Arthropoda, Arachnida, Sarcoptiformes, Oppiidae. The record is from the annotation of a GenBank genome assembly.
UGGAAGAAUGUCUCAAACGAGUCAGACAUCGACGCCGACCGCAACGAUUCCAAAGUCCAUUCGCUUCUUAUUCGGUGGAAGCGCUGGAAUGUUGGCCACUUGUUUCGUACAACCAUUGGAUUUGAUUAAGAAUCGGAUGCAAUUGAGUGGCGAAGGCGGAAAAGCGAAGGAACACAAGACGAGUAUACAUGCGAUUCGAGCCGUUAUUAAAAAUGAAGGUUUUUCUGGACUUUAUGUCGGAUUAUCGGCUGGUCUUCUAAGGCAGGCCUCGUAUACAACUGUGCGGUUAGGGGUUUACGCGUCACUAUUCGAGAAAGUGAGCGGCGAUUCUGGGAAACCGCCCGGAUUUUUCACCAAAGCCGGCAUCGGUAUGACUGCCGGAGCCGUCGGUGCCUUUUUCGGGACACCGGCCGAAGUGUCACUCAUCCGAAUGACAUCCGACGGACGGUUACCACUGGCCGAGAGACGAGGCUAUAAGAAUGUGUUCGACGCUCUCAUUCGCAUCACUCGAGAGGAAGGAGUGUUGACGCUAUGGCGCGGAUGUAUUCCAACCAUCGGUCGAGCGAUUGUUGUCAACGCCGCACAACUCGCCUCUUAUUCGCAGGCGAAACAGAUUUUGGUCUCAACUCCUUAUUUCAGUGAUAAUAUUAUGUGUCAUUUCGCCGCUUCCAUGAUAUCCGGUCUCAUCACUACCGCAGCCUCAAUGCCCGUCGAUAUCGCCAAAACUAGAAUCCAAAACAUGAAGAUAAUCGAUGGAAAGCCUGAAUAUAAGGGCGCUUUCGAUGUACUCUUCCGUGUGAUUCGUAAUGAAGGUGUGUUCGCUCUGUGGAAGGGAUUCACUCCAUAUUACGCGCGAUUGGGUCCGCACACAGUAUUGACGUUUAUAUUCUUAGAACAGGCGAAUCAGGCCUAUAAACAACAUGUCCUCAAAGACUUCUCUGGCGGCGGCGGUCUUUGAUCUCAAUUGAAACAAAUUCUCGCAAAAUAUUAGUUAUAGAUUUUAUUUGGUUUUAACAUAUCUAUAGAUUUUAAAACAAUUAUGAAAUAAAUUGAUUUGUUAUUAGUAAACAAA